AUGGCAAUUAACCUAAAGGAGAUCGAAGACUUCGCCGUGGAGCUCGCUGAGGCUGCAGGUAACAUCUUAAUUGUGGAAUCUCGUAAGCGCCAUGAUUCCAAAGACAUUAAACUCAAGAUGAACGCGGUUGAUAUCGUCACAGAAACAGAUGAGAAGGUGGAGAAAUUCAUCCACGAUUCCAUAGCAGCGCGCUACCCUGAUCACGAUUUCGUCGGGGAGGAAUCUUAUUCGGCGGGACAAUCCAAGAAAUACUUGGUAACUGAUAAGCCGACGUGGGUGGUUGACCCGUUGGACGGUACAGUCAACUACGUUCAUCUUUUUCCCAUGAUUUGCGUAUCAGUGGGUUUUUGCUUAGGUGGCAAACCUGUGGCAGGAGCUAUCCACGCUCCAUUUUUAAAUCAGACGUAUUCAGCACAUUUGGGUGGCGGCGCUUGGCUCAACAAAAGCGUGCAAUUGCCCCUUCAAUUGCAGCCAUUGCCUGCUGAGGCUCCCAAGGGGUGCAUUUUUGCGUGUGAGUGGGGCAAAGAUCGCCGCAACAUCCCGCAGCUGAACUUGACUCGUAAAGUGGCUUCGUUUGUUAAUAUGGCGGCUCAAACAGGCGAGGAUUCGUUGCCUGGAAUGUGUCAUGGGGUGCGCAGUAUGGGUUCUGCAUCGUUAGAUUUGUGUUUCGUUGCCUCGGGUGCAUUUGACAUUUGGUGGGAAGGUGGAUGUUGGGAGUGGGAUGUGUGUGCGGGCUUCAUCAUUGUCGAGGAGGCUGGCGGCAUAAUUACUACUGCCAACCCUCCUGAAGACCGGUCUGUGAUUCCGGAGGCAAAGUUGGGCGGCAGACUUUAUUUGGCUGUGCGUGGAGCUCCAGAUGUCGAAGGAGAGACCGCGAGACAGGCACAAGAACGGGUCGUCAGAGCGGUGUGGGAUCGUGUGCAUUUGCUAGACUACGAGCGGCCAUAG
Sungouiella intermedia is the source of this 948-nucleotide messenger RNA. NCBI's taxonomy places the organism in Eukaryota, Fungi, Ascomycota, Pichiomycetes, Serinales, Metschnikowiaceae. The record is from the annotation of a GenBank genome assembly.